CGUCAUUAGUUGUGAGCAGUUUAUGUGACGGAGCUGAUGCGUGGUCCUUUUUUUGCGUUGAGACGAUUGAUCCGUCCAUGACGAAAUGACCGUGUGUGUGUGUGUGUGUGUGUGACAAGCUGCCAUGACAGACAGUAAAGCACCGGGACGAGGGAGCGGCGGUUGCAAUGAGAGGAAGAAGGAUUAGGUCCAGAGUGGCAGACGUCUGAAGGAAUUUCAAGGCGAUUCUUCCCGGAUACCGGAUGAAAUAAGCAGGAUGGGUACAUUUGUGACCCUGGCGGAAGUGUUGGAGGGCCGGGGUUCGAAGCUGGAUGAGGACGAGGUCUGGUGUCUGCUGCUCGCCACCACCGACGCCUUACUGGCCAUCUCCAAGAAAGGUUCGGGCAACAUGUGCAGCGUGCUGAGCCCCGGCUCGGUGCUGCUGUCGGCCAACGGGAGCCUGGCCUUCAAGAGCUGCGCCCGGUACGAAGACGUGGCCUCCUUCACGGCUCCCGAGAUCCAGCAGGGCCAGGCGGCCUCCUCCAGGACUGCAGCCGAAAAGAUGGUUGUGUACUCGCUGGGGAUGACUCUUUAUUGGUGUGUCGAUUAUCAUCUCCCUCAAAACCAGCCGGUGCAGCUGAGUGCGCAGCUGGAGGGUUUGCUGCUGAGCAUGUGCGAGGACAUGGUGAUCCGGAGGACCGACCUGCUGACGGUGCAGGAGACCUGCGAGCUCCACCACAAGGCCCUGAUGCUGCCGCCGGCCGAUCGGCUCGUCAGGCAGCUGGUGGAGGACGUGUACAGGAACUCGGUCGAUCAUGUGUCCAUGGCUGAAAACGGAUCCCGGCUGACGGACCGCAGUCAAAUGAUCCGGGACAGAUUACACAGGGGCUCUUUCAAUAACUCUUCAUGGGCGCAGAACAAGAAGAUUCCUAGAAAAUUCUCGGGAGCAUCUUAUCCGGAGCCGUCCGCGAUUCCCUCGGGAUGUCACCACAGGGAGAAAUACGGCAGCUGGCAGCAGCUGCACCCCUGCAGCCCGUACACGGGGGGCAGCCGCAAGACCGUCUCCAGAUCCACGAUGAACCUCAGUGACCGGAAGGCCAAGGACGCGGGUCCGGAGUUUAUUCGAAUUUUAGAUGAGCCUCUGGUCGUCUUGGAGCUGCCCGCAUCCAUCGUGUCAAAGAAAGGGAAAUCUCCUACCACUCAGAGAGAGCUGAGUGUGUCGAUGCCCAACGGCCAGAGCAUCCUGGUGAAGUGUGAGGUGAAGACCAGAGGAGGGGACGUCUUCGACAUGAUUGUGGCUCACUUCAACCUGGUGGAGCAUUUCUACUUUGGCCUUGCUUUUAUUGACGAUAAUGAGUUUUUCUUCGUGGACAAUGACACCAAGAUUUCCAAAGUUGCCCCGGAUAGCUGGAAGAAAGUGCCUACAAACCCCUUUGUCCUAUUUUUUCGGGUGAAAUUAUUUGUCAAUGACAUUUCUCUUUUGCAACGGCAGACCCGCCACCAGCAUUACCUCCAGCUCCGGAGGGACCUCCUGGAGGACCGGCUGUCCUGCCACGAGGAGACGGCUCUGCACCUCGGAGCCCUGGCCCUGCAGACGGAGUGCGGUGAAUGCAUGCCGGAGCUGUACGGUAGAAACUACUACCGCCCUGACCAGUACGUCUCCAAGAGCGUGAUGGAGCGCCGCGCCUUGCCUCACAUCCAGGGGGAGCUGCUGCGACUUCACGCCAACAACGCUCAGAUGCUCGCUGACGAAUCGGAGCUCGAGUUCCUCAAGGCGUGUCAACAGUUGCCCGAAUACGGCGUUAUGUUCCACCGCGCGAUACGUGAGAAAAAGCCUUUGGAAGGAGAGGUGACGCUGGGGGUUUGCGCCAAAGGAGUCAUCGUCUUCGAGGUUAAAGAUGGCUGCCGAUCCACCAGCCAGACGUUCUACUGGAGGGAGGCAGCAACCAUCUCCUCUAAUAGGCGGAAAUUUGUGGUGGAGAGCCGCGUCAGCAAAAAGAAGCACAUCUUUAUCGCCGAGAGAUCGAAGAUAGCCAAAUAUCUGUGUAACCUCUGCUCCGCCCAACACAAGUUCAACAACGAGAUGAGCUCCCGGCAGCUCGGCCACAACCUGGUCUCAGAGGAGAACGUCGCGCGGUACGCCACGGCGUGCCGCGCCCGGGGCGGCCGGCUCAAGUCCUUCUCCUGUUCCGAGACGCCGCAGGACAGCAGCGGCCUGACCACGCCUCAGGACGGGUCCCUGAACAAGCUGUGCGACGACGUCACCGCCCGGAUCGAGGCGCGCAUCAAACAGCAGCUCCUCACCGAGCCCAGCAGUCAGCGCAGCAGCACCGGUAUACGCUCCCCGGCCUGUUCUCUGAGGAGCGGAUCCGAAGCCCCUUCCGGCUCCUCGGCGGCCAAAGGAAGCUCGACAAAACUGGAGUCAUCGCCAGAGAGAGAAGUCCUGUGUGUUAACCUGAAGAAAGACCCGAAGCUCGGCCUGGGCGUCGUGAUAGUGGGAGAGGACACCGUGGGCGACUAUGACUUGGGCAUCUUCGUUGAGUCCAUUGUGCCCGAUGGACCCGCUGACAAGGACGGACGCAUCCAAACAGGUGGUCGUCUGAUCUCUCUGAACCACAUCAGCCUGGAGGGCGUCACCUUCAGCAAGGCAGCAGAGGUCAUGCAGAGCAGCCCCGAGGAGGUGCAGCUCAUCGUCUCACAGCCAAAAGUGGCCCUCGGCCCCAGCAACGUGCGCUCUCCCGUGCAACGCCAUUACGAGUCUCAGACCACUGAGACCACGAUGGCGGACAUCCGAUCGCCGGACGACAGCUUAGAGGAGAUUGUUUCGGUCGCGAUGACGCCGAAGACCGGCAACAGGCUCCACGUCCCCCGAGAAGCCUGUUUCCUCGGUGCACAGGACUCUCUGUCCGUCCCUCUGAACUGCACGAGGCCGGAGGAGAUCACCGUGGAGCUCCGAAAGACAUCGGGAAGUCUGGGCAUCAGCUUCUCCGGUGGCGUGGACACAAUCCUUCCCAAUGGAGGGAUCUACAUAAGGAGCCUCGUUCCGGGAGGCGCCGCGGAGAGAGACGGGCGGAUGCGUUCAGGGGACAGACUGCUGGAGGUGGACGGGGUCAGCUUCCAGAGCUUCAGCUACCGGCAGGCCGUGGAGCGCCUGAGAAACACCGGGGAGCGGGUCACCUUGGUCGUGGAGAGGGUGUUGGUAAACCUGCCCAGGGGUUCAGAAACCCUCAGCAGCGUAUCCAAUCAGAGCAUCAGCCCGGCCGCCAGCCCGGCCGCCAGCCUGCUGAGGUUCAACAGCUGCUCGCCGGUCAGCACCGCGUCAAGCGUGACCUCUGACCGACCUCGGGACUACAGCUUCGUCACCGACGACAACACCCAGGAAGUGACGCUGACUAAGAGCGCCAACGGCUUGGGCUUCAGCUUCCUCAUGUGUGAGCUGGACCCGCCCACCCCGGACUUCAGCAGCCUGGUCCGGGUCAAGCAGCUGUACCCGGGCCAGCCGGCCCAGCGGAGCGGCCGCAUCCAGGAGGGCGAUGUCCUGCUGGCCAUCGACGGCCAGUCGCUCAAGGAGCUGCCCUACUCCGUCUGUGCAGCUUUUAAUUCUCUCAUAUGUCUUUAUUCAUUAUGCUUCCAUUUACUGGGUGUUAUUGACCAGUUUGACACAUUGAGUAUUUCCAUUUUAAUCAACUGUAAACUUCUCAAAGGAAAAUUGAGUUUUUCUUUAUUUCAUGUUGGACACAUUUCAGUUUAUUUUCAGAUUAUUUUCUGAUUCAUCUUUUCCAGUGAAAAGCAUGUUUCUCCAGAUUUUGGGGGGGAUUUUGAAUUAUUAAUUUCUCCUGAUAAACUGAAGGAGGAAGGUUUCCUUUAUGUGCGGAAGAACAUUCUCAUCUUCUUAAGCCAUACAAACUAUUUAAAAACCCUUUUGGAUCAGUUGUCACAAAGCUGAAAACGGGGGUUUUGUUUUCUGAGGCCAUAACAAGUAAAACAUUAAUUAAAAAAAAUACCCUUUUAGAGAUGUGUGUAGAGCCAUGUUAGGAUUAUUUUAUAGACCAUGGUGCAUUGCUGCAGCUUAAACUACCCAACAGUAUAUAAAUUAAUGAAUAUUAACACAACCGUAAACAUCUACAACAAUAAAAUAUAACUUUUAAUGCAUAAUGAGUAUUUAUUCAUUCAUUAUAUGACAUUGAACUGCACAAUUCCUUCUUUACUUGUAAUCAUUUAGAUUGCGUUGUCCUGAUAACUCGACACUCGUAUGUAACAAAGGUUUUACCUCUGGAGCGUUGGAGGUAUUAACGUCUCUCCGCUCUGCAGAGGGUGCUGAAGCUGUUCAAGACGUCAACGCUCGAGGUCCGACUGACUCUCAGUCGCCCUGCUCCAGGGAUCCUUCCGCCCAUCGACCAGUUCACUGGC
This is a messenger RNA of Pseudoliparis swirei, 4389 nucleotides long. RefSeq names its product FERM and PDZ domain containing 2 (gene frmpd2). Gene Ontology annotation, molecular function: protein binding. The record is from RefSeq and is a predicted model, not a curated record. Lineage: Eukaryota; Metazoa; Chordata; Actinopteri; Perciformes; Liparidae. The transcript has 27 exons. The coding region runs from base 257 to 3748 and encodes 1163 amino acids. Gene Ontology annotation, cellular component: cytoskeleton.